GCUGAAGGCACGGAGCGAUGAGCUGAAUCCCGCGCGGCCCGGCUUCUGGAAUCUUCCCGGCCUUGACAAAUCGGGCUGAAUGUGGUCGGGAAUUGAACCAAUGCCCCACCUUCCCAACCAUUGGCCCCGCGGCCGGGAGGCUGCAGCGGGCUGACUUAAAGUGAGGUGACGCCUGAAGCUGCGCCGAACGCCGGCAACCGCGAGGUUCAGCCAUCGCCGGGACAAACAAAGAGUGGGAAGCGUUUGCGGCAAGAUAAUAACCUUCCGUUUACACUGAUCCAGUGUGGAAAUAACGUCCGCCGGCCCAUCUUCUCCAAACGCGUCAACAAGUGAACUUCUAGCACAGGGCCACGUACCUGCGCGCCUCCCCCCUUGAAGUCGACGGAGCAAGACAAACAAACCAUGUCGUGACUUUCUCCAAUUCAAAUAUGGCGAAAUCAUUACAGCUCAAGGAAGAGGGCAACCGCCACUUCCAGGCGGGCGAGUACCCGAUGGCCGAUGCCAUCUACUCAAAAGCUCUCAUCGUAGACCCGAGCAACCCCACGCUCUACACGAACCGCGCCAAUACCCGGCUGCGGAUGUCGCAGUGGGACAAUGCCAUCGCCGACUGCAACGAGUGCCUCAAACUAUCACCCGACAACAUGAAGGCGCACUACUACCUCUCACAGGCCCACCUCGCCCUGCACGCGUACGACGACGCGCUGGAGCACGGCCUCCGGGCGCACAGCCUGUGCGUGAAGACGCUGGACAAGGGCCUGGGCACCGUCACGACACACGUGCUCAAGUGCAAGAAGGAACGGUGGGACGACAUGGAGAAGCGGAGGAUACGGGAGACGUCGGACCUGGAGAUGGAGGUGGUGGAGUUGUUGGAGCGGGAGCGGGAUCAGGCGCUCCGCGAAGCUGAGGCGGCGGAUCUGGACGAGGGGAGCCGGAAGGAAAUCCGGGACGAGUGGGAGCGCAAGAUCGAGAGGAUGCGGGACGUAUUUGAGAAGGCGAGGCCGAAGGAGGAGAAACGGAGGCAGGUUCCGGACUGGGCCAUUGACGACAUCAGCUUCUGCGUCAUGGUCGAUCCUGUUAUUACGAAAACCGGCAAAUCCUAUGAGCGCGCCUCCAUCGUCGAGCAUUUGCGCCGCCAGCCCCAGGAUCCGCUUACUAGAGAACCGCUGUAUAUCGCCGAGCUCAGGCCGAACCUCGACCUCAAACAGGCCUGCGACGAGUUCCUGGAGGAGAAUGGUUGGGCCGCGGAUUGGUGAACGGCCGGUCCGGAGGUGGCCAUCUCAGCAGUUUGACGGAAAACACUGCACAUUGGCGGCUGGCAUCAGGUUCCAUGCAUGGCGCGGCGUUAUCGGCUUCGGCGGGGUUCACUUCUCUUCUCUCUUCAGACAACGGUUUCUAAGCCUAUGAUUUUAUGAAUUUGGAAGGCAGCGAAUGAGCAGAUCUAGCGACCCUCAUAAAUACACCACUUCAUGCUUUCAAGCUCCAACCGCCU
This is a messenger RNA of Chaetomium strumarium, 1489 nucleotides long. RefSeq lists its product as uncharacterized. The transcript has 3 exons. Bases 429 to 1253 code for a protein of 274 amino acids. Lineage: Eukaryota; Fungi; Ascomycota; Sordariomycetes; Sordariales; Chaetomiaceae. Gene Ontology annotation, molecular function: protein-folding chaperone binding; ubiquitin protein ligase activity. Gene Ontology annotation, cellular component: cytoplasm. Gene Ontology annotation, biological process: proteasome-mediated ubiquitin-dependent protein catabolic process; protein quality control for misfolded or incompletely synthesized proteins; cellular response to misfolded protein. The record is from RefSeq and is a predicted model, not a curated record.